AUGGCUGAUAACUAUAGCAAUGUGGAGCUCUAUAGCAAUAAAACUACCGUGGAUAUUGAUAACAUAUUCAAUUCGCUUCCUAUAUGCGACGACGACAACAUAACUGAUUUUAAUUUGAGCUUAGCAAACGAAACAUUGAUCAUUCCAACGUAUGAGAAAGUGCUGCCAUAUGUUCUCCUGGUGUGCUACUUGCUCAUCUGCGCUUUGGGUCUCGUUGGCAACGCCCUUGUCAUCUAUGUAGUGCUGAUGUUUGCAAAAAUGAAGACGGUAACAAAUAUGUACAUCCUCAACUUAGCGCUGUCCGACGUCCUGUUUCUGACCAUACUGCCUGUCAUGGGUACAACAGCUGUGGUUAAGCACUGGAUUUUUGGUUUUGCUAUGUGCAAAAUUUAUUUUGUGCUGUAUUCCAUUAACUUGUUUGGCGGGGCCUUUAAUUUGUGUGUGAUGAGCGCUGAUAGAUAUCUAGCUGUCUGCCAUCCAAUUCGCUCGCUGAAGUAUCGUACACCCAGGAUAGCACUGUUUCUCUGUCUGUGCAUAUGGUCGGUGUCUUUCAUGGUUAUGCUACCCAUUAUUCUCUACUCAACAACAACUAAACACAAGGAUCCAAACAAAGAGAGAUGUGUCAUCGUAUGGCCAGAGAACAGCCUCAUACCUGCCGACAAGGCGUUUAUUUGGUACUCUUUUGUCUUAGGAUUUGCAAUACCCGUAUCCCUUAUCUCAGUCUUCUACGUAUUGGUCAUCAUUAGACUGCGUCAUGUUGGGCCUGCCAAGAAGUCCAAGGAAAAGCAACGGUCACAUCGGCGAGUAACCCGUUUAGUAUUUACUGUGAUCAGUGUAUACUUGGUCUGCUGGCUACCUUACUGGUCAUUCCAAGCACACAUCGUCUUCAACAACGUCACCGCCCAUCAUAGUACUAUGGUGCUGAUCUUCAACGUCUUCACCGUCCUGUCCUUCGCCAACAGCUCCUUGAACCCUUUCCUGUACGCUUUUCUCAGUGACAACUUCCGGAAAAGCUUUGUUAAGGCGUUUAAAUGUAUGGCUGGGGCAGAGAUGAAUAAAACUGUCUGCAAUGAAAACAGUGUCUUUCCCAGGACCAGCCAGACGUACACACGGAGCGGGGUCAGUGCCACCGCAGAGGAAAGAAUGGAACUGUCUUCAAUGGAUAAUAGCCAAGCAGCGGCAUCACAGUCAAUAGAAUGCAACUCAAAGUUUGUGCAGGAUAAUCAAGGGUUUUUAAAGCCGCCAGUCAGCUUGUAG
This is a messenger RNA of Candidula unifasciata, 1257 nucleotides long. NCBI's taxonomy places the organism in Eukaryota, Metazoa, Mollusca, Gastropoda, Stylommatophora, Geomitridae. The record is from the annotation of a GenBank genome assembly.